Cuscuta campestris is the source of this 1229-nucleotide messenger RNA. Lineage: Eukaryota; Viridiplantae; Streptophyta; Magnoliopsida; Solanales; Convolvulaceae. The record is from the annotation of a GenBank genome assembly.
GUUUUCGUCAUCAUCUUCAAAAUCUAUCACCACCAGCUCUUGUCCGAUAGAGAACAUCGUCCAUCAAUCUCAGAUGGCUCUCUCUCUGUCGAUUACAAAUCUGAGAUUGGAGAGAGGAAUGACGCAGAGAUGAGCGAAGCUCUUCCUCUUGGUUAAGCACGAAGCAGACGUUGAAGAUGAGAACUGAAACUGCGAGAAGCACAUAUAGAGUCGGAUUGACAACGAUUUCAAGUAGAGAGGACCCGCGAAAUGGAGUAGAGAACCAUGGAAUUAAGGAUAAACAUCUCAAUUUAGGGCUAAUUAUUGAUGAAGGUGAUUAUGAUUUUACUGGAAUGGCCUUUGUAUGAAUACUGGCAUAUGCUCCCCAGUGAACGUCCAACUUUGGAAAAAGUCUUGAUAAAGGUGUUGAGCUUGAAUGUUAAUGGGUUGAGAUUGAUGAUAUUUGCACUUUCACCUUUUGGCAUCCUUUCUAAACAAUGUGGGUAUGAUGAAAAGUGGGAAAAUGCCCAAACAAGCUACAUAAGCUAAGCAUUUGUAAGAUGUGGCUGUCUAAUUGUUUUGUGUUUUACCUUACGCUUAACCUGUUAUAUGAUUUCUUUACAUAUAAGGGUUUUUAUAUUGCACUUCCUCUCUCCUACUUUCGUGCCUACCAUUCGUUUAGGUGUAUAAAUGGUGAACUUGUAUCGAUCUUAGAGUGUGAAGAUCUUGGAAGUUUCAGCAAUCAUGUCUCUCUUGAUAGUACUAUGUAUCUUAAUCUUCCUUGUUUCAAAAUCUCUAAAAUUCAUUUACUUAUUUUUUCCUGAACUUUGAAGGCUGAAAUUGAUUAUAGGAUUCUCAAAUGUUGUUGCAGGUCCUUCUAUUAGGCCAAAUCAUAUUAUUUUGAUGGAAAGAGGAAGGAAGUUUAUACUUUGUACUCUUGAAUUCAUUCUUUAGCCAUUUCUGCACUAAAGAAACUUCAAAGUGCACAAAAAUCUUGUCAGGACAAGAUAAAAGACGCAUACGGUCAUGUAGAGAUUGGUGAAGUUCAAGUAGACUUGGCGGAGGUGGUUGAAUCAUGCAUGUAGCAGAUUUUGAUCAUAUUGCUACUAUAUUCAAGUUAAAUAUAUGAAGUCUAUAUUGUAAAAGUGUAACAACUUUGAAUUAAAUUUACAUUGUAGUCUACAUUGUAAAAUAUGAAUACUUGUGUUAUACUCCUUAUUUGAGAGUUUUAAUAAUGAUGUGAAGAAUUA